GGUGGCGGGCGGGGGCGGGGCCGGGGCGGGGCCGAGCCGGGGGGCGGGGCCGAGCCCGCGGCCCGGCCGCGGCGGAAGACGAGGAUGGUACCCCGCUACGCGCGGAAGGCCGUGCCGCCGAGCUCGGAGCUGAAAGGAAAAACAAAACAUCCUCUUAAUCACCAUCCUCUUCCAGAGCUGCUAAAAGACGUAUCAUUGACAAAUGACAGCCAUGAGAAAGAUACAAGUUCCCAAAGUGCAUCUGACAACACACAAGAAUCACCUUUUACCUCAGCUGACACCGGGAACUUACGAUCUGCUUUUCCAAGUUAUACGGGCACAGGCAUCUCCACUGAAGGCAGCUCGGACUUCUCCUGGGGAUAUGGUGAACUUGAUCAAAAUGCCACUGAGAAAGUCCAGGCGAUGUUCACAGCCAUUGAUGAGCUCUUGUACGAGCAGAAGUCAAGCAUUCAUACAGAGAGUCUCCAAGAGGAGUGCCAGCAGUGGACAGACAGCUUUCCUCACCUCAGGAUUCUGGGUCAGCAGAUUCUCGCCCCAAGUCAAGGUUAUGAAUUUUAUCCAAGAUCUCCGGCUGUUUCAGCUUCACAGAGGAUAACAUUGUCUCAGAAAAGAGAUUCUACCAUAUUUUGUAUAAGGGGCAAGAAGUUACAUUUUUCAUCUUAUGCUCAGAAAGUGCCUUCUAUUGCCAAAUCCCCUAGUAUGUCUUCUCUGGAAAGAGAGGAAGACCAUGUGCUCAUCUCCGAAGGAAUCAUAGAGGAAUACCUGGCAUUCGACCACACAGACACGGAAGAAGAGUUUCAUGGAAGGAAACCAAGAGCAGCUACAGAGAAACAGAGGUUAGGGUACCCUCCUGUUUCCCCACUUUACUGCAUGAAGGAGGAUGUCCUUGCUUAUGUGUUUGACGAUGUGUGGAGAAAGGCCCUGGGCUGUAUGGAGCAGCUGACGCGGAGUCACUGGGAAGGGUUUGCUUCCGAUGAUGAGAGUAAUGCCACAAUCACCAGACCGGGUUCAGAGAGCCCCCGUGAGCUGAGUGAGCCACCACCUUUGAUCUUACCUCGAGUCCCACAGUCCAAGGUGCUGUCCAUUACCUCCAACCUGGUGAGUCUCUGUCAAGCUGGAAGUGGUCACCAGCCAAAUGUGAAUGGUCUCUUGGUUCAUGGGAUGACUCUACAGCCAAGAAAUCUCUCCCUAAUGGACAAGCUCCUGGAUCUCGAUGACAAGCUCCUGAGGCCUAGGUCUAGCACCAUCCUUUCAACUCGGAACUGGCCCAGCCGCACCUUGGAAUUCAGCACCUCAUCUCCGUCGUACAUAGUGCAGUCUGCCCGGAGACGCAACGGCCCACCACUCAUCCUCCAUCCCAUCAGCCCAGGCCACUCGCGUGCUGGGACCCCAAGACCCAUGGAGGAAACCCUUAGGAGACCCCAAGUUCCAGUGACCGCAGAUUCCCUCUAUUACUCAAUGAUGCCCCUGAGUCGGAAUAACCUGCUGCCACCUAUCGGCACAGCUGAUGUGGAACACUUGAGCACGCUGGGAUCCCAGAACUCAAAGAAAGCCCACGGUGACUCGGGCCGAGCUCGGAGUGCAGUGGUGGAUGACCCGAACCACCAGCAGCCCAAGGAGAGGCUCCUUUUACCUGACUUUUUCUCCAGGCCCAACACAACACAGUCGUUUCUGCCAGACACCCAGUCUCACCGCUUCCGUGCUGUUGAGUACCCUCAGCAGGCCCGCGCUGCCCGGGGGUCUGCAGGGCCAGGGAAGUUUCGAAAGCUAAUAUAGCCUCAUACUGAAGAUGGCUGUGCUCAAUUGAGCUGAUUACCAACUGAAAAUGCAGGCGUUCGGGGAAGCCGGCUCAAGCAGGAGAGCAGUAGCCCAGCAAGAGCGGAGGGCCAGCAAGAGCAGCCGCCCUGCGUUUGAUUCCUGGUCUGUGAUCAGGCCGACUCGAAGCAGAUGGAGGCAGUGAGCCAGGAAUCUCCAUGUACAACCCAGUUCUCGCAUCUCGAGGCUCAUCCCAUUCCUACCCCCAUUCCCAGUUCUCUAGUUUCCAACCGCAGGUCUGAUACCCCAUGUCUGGGGUGGAAACGUUGACCCCAAGUUGUUGACUGCCAUUUCGGCCAGCCAGUGCUGGUGCUCAGGUGUAACAGCUGCUCUGGGUCACAGCCCCACACCGCGGAGGCGUAACUGAAUGUGGGGCUCACAAAACAUUUGGCCACAGUCAGGGGUUCCGAAUGUAAGACAACCAAAAGUCAAUCUAAAAUCAAGCACGUAAUGAAUCUGCGCUGUCUGGGGUAACCCCUCCGGAGUCCUGAGUGGCAGACAGGAGGGAACCCUGCCGCAGGUGAGACGGCCUUUUAGUUAGGCAAGACCAGCUUUAUUUACUUUUAUUUUUGGGUUUUUUGGCUACACCUGGCAAUGCUCAGAGAUCACUCCUGGAGGGCACAGGAGACCACAUGGGAUAUUGAGAACCCUAGUCGGGUACAUGCAAGGCAGGUGCCCGACCUGCUGGACCACAAGACCUGCUUUAAAAGCGCCACAGCCAUUUGACAAUGUUCCCUCUAAUCAGACCUAUUCCCAUUCCUAUUCAGCCCUACGGAAGUACAGCACCCCGAGAUAGCUGGCAGAGCGCUGCAGCCUGACAUUGUCUGCUAUCCAGGUGGUGUCUACUGAGAAAUCCACGCUGUGGGUCAUGGUCAUUUGGUUCCCAGUCCCAUGCAGCUCUCCUGAAGGCUUCUCCCUGCCAGAGAGUAUCCCCACCCCCCAAAACUGCAGAACAAGAAAGCUGGCCCCCACUUCCCCCUUGCCCACUCUGACCACAGGGGCUCACAAUUCUGGGUUUUCCAUAAAAGUGCUGCCCAAAGUGUGUUUGGAAAGAUACCGUCGGAAUAAACUAAAACCUUUGUUUCAAAGAUGAGUAUUCUGGGAGCAACUCAGUCUGAAUGGAGUGAAAACUAUCACCCAGGUCAGAGGUCCCCAAACCCAGCGCUCCACUCCCCUUUUCGGAAACAAAUAACUGCACUGUCCCCCUGGGAAUCUCCCACCUUUAAGUAAACAAAGAGGGUCCCAGAUGGGGACAGAGAGAUAGCACAGCAGCUAGGGCAUUUGCCUUGAACGAGGUAGACCCGGGUUCGAUUCCCAGCAUUCCAUAUGGUUCCCCCAGCACCGCCAGGAGUAAUUUCUGAGUGCAGAGCCAGGAGUAACCCCUGAGCAUCCCUGGGUAUGACCCAAAAAGAGAAAAAAAACCAAAGAGGUCCCAGAGGCUUCUAUUGCCCUGGGCACUCUGCUGAGGACUGUCUGGACUCCAUUACCGGGAGAGAUGACUGAAUAGGGUAAAAGGAUUGAUUCUUCGGGUAACACUAGAAACUUUCACAAUUAAUAUAGAAUUUAACAAUUCAUGUACCACAAUCCUUUCUGGAGGGUUUUUUUUUGGGGGGGGGGAGGGAGUGGGGUCACAUCCAUGUUGCUCCAAGGCUUACUUGCUCUGUGCUCAGGAAUCAUCCCCAGUGGGGUUCUGAGAACCAUCUGGGGUGGGAUCAAACCCAGGUCAGCCAUGUAGGAGGGUGUCACAUCUCUCUGGCCCCUGUAGUAUAACCUUUUUAGCACAACACACUAGGAGCACCUGCUUUGAAGGAGAGAUGCCAUUUUACAGGAUGAAAAAUAUGAAACUGAGAUUAACUCUUAUUGUAGGGAUAGCAUAGACUCUUCUGUCACUAUAAAUACUAGUUCCUCUUGGAAACAGACAAGAUGGAAAUAAAGAAUAAAAAGAACUCAACAAUCUUCCCCUUGGGCCAGGAGAUAGUGCAGGGGGAAGAUGCGGGCCCGGUGUGCCCCACCAGCUGGCUCGGCACUGCAGGCUGCAGCUCUCCAGGCCUUGAGCACAGCUGGCCGUGGCCCUGGAGAAGCCUGAGCAGCAGCACAGGACCCCAGCACCAAACUGCGGGCAAUAGUGGCCAAAGGGGCCUCCGGGCUCCCCACGCAUCACCUGGGAUGCCCCCAACACUAA
Sorex araneus (European shrew) is the source of this 3997-nucleotide messenger RNA. It is a transcript of the gene FAM149B1, whose product is annotated as family with sequence similarity 149 member B1. Lineage: Eukaryota; Metazoa; Chordata; Mammalia; Eulipotyphla; Soricidae. The transcript has 14 exons. The record is from RefSeq and is a predicted model, not a curated record. Gene Ontology annotation, biological process: protein localization to cilium; cilium assembly. Bases 85 to 1776 code for a protein of 563 amino acids.